ACUUCAGCCUUUCAGCAUCGUAGAGCAAGAACCUUUCCGGGACUUUGUGUUUGACCUGGUGCCAAAUACCAAAAUAAUGUCAAGAAUCACACUCACAUCUAGGAUUGAUGAUGCUGCCAAACAAAUGAAGAUCAAAAUGAUUGAGGCCAUGAAAACUGUGGACCACAUCGCAACAACCACUGACUGCUGGUCAGCCAGGCGGCGUAGUUUCAUUGGGGUCACGGCCCACUGGCUGGACCCCGAAAGUUUAAAAAGGGUCUCUGUGGCCCUGGCCUGUAAAAGAUUAAGAGGCUCUCACACUUUUGACCUUCUGGCAAACGCACUUAAUGAUAUCCAUGCUGAUUUUGAAAUUUGGGGGAAGAUAGUCACAACAACCACAGACAAUGGCUCUAACUUCAUCAAAGCCUUCAAAGUCUUUGCUGAAGAUGAAAAUAACAAUGCUGGUGCUCAAGCUCAGGAGGAGGAGGAUGAAGAAGCAGACCAAGAUGAGGAGGAGGUAGAGUUUGUUGACGUAUCUUCACUUUUGGAUGAGGAUGAUGGUUUUGAGUUCCAGCUUCCAAAGCACCAGCAUUGUGCAUGCCACAUUCUUAACCUAAUAGCCAAUACCGAUGCCAGCAAGGCAGUGUCCAAUGACACGUACAAGAAAUUAUACUAUCCAACAUUUGGCAAGUGCAAUGCACUUUGGAAUAAGUGGUCAAGAUCCUCAAUAGCAGCUGAAACUGGAAGAUGCUUGCUCCCUCCAGCUUGUGCGACCAGUUGCAACAAGGUGGAACUCUGUGUUCAUGGCUGAGGAGAGACUGCUCAGGAUCAUCAAAGAGAAGGGAGAGGCAGCCAUGACAGUUGCCUGCACAGAUUUGAACGUUCCAAUGUUUAAUCCAGCUGAACUUGCAUUCCUGUCAGACUUCGCUGCUGUGAUGACUCCAGUCGCCCAAGCAACUAACAUCUUGAAAGCUGAAACCAAUGUCCAGAUGGGGUGGCUGCUCCCAACCGUCAAGCUCCUGAAAAUUAAGCUGGACAGGAUCAAGCUACCGCUAAAAUACUGCAAGCCCCUUGUCGAUGCUUUGCAGGUGGACAUUGAGGAUCGCUUUGGCCCUAUGAUGGAAGACCCAGAGCUGGUGGCCACUGCUAUUCUGCUUCCAAAAUUCCGGACAAAUUGGACACAGGAAGAUGAGACAAUCAAAAUAGGAAUGGACUAUAUCAAACAACACAUUGAAGACUUCUCGUUGCAGUCUGGUGAGGUCAACAGGUCGAGUUCAUCUGAUGAAAACGACUUUUUUUCUGGCAUGAGGGGUUCAAAGGCACAAGACGGCACCAAACAGCUAGAUGCGUACUUGUCCUGUUCAGCAGAUAACAUGGACUUGCUCAAGUCUUUUCCAGCUGUGUGCAAGAUGUCUGUUAGGUUAAACACACCCCUUCCAGCAUCAGCAGCCUGCGAGAGGCUUUUUAGUAUCGCAGGAUUAGUCUUUAGCCAAAGAAGAGCGAGACUGAAUGACUCCAAUUUUGAAAACCAACUACUUUUGAGAUUAAACAAAAGAUUUCUAACUCUCUAA
Neoarius graeffei (lesser salmon catfish) is the source of this 1550-nucleotide messenger RNA. RefSeq lists its product as uncharacterized. NCBI's taxonomy places the organism in Eukaryota, Metazoa, Chordata, Actinopteri, Siluriformes, Ariidae. Gene Ontology annotation, molecular function: protein dimerization activity. The record is from RefSeq and is a predicted model, not a curated record. The transcript is spliced from 3 exons. The coding region runs from base 783 to 1550 and encodes 255 amino acids.